UCCUGAAGGGGUCAGUUCUCCAUUCUAGUUACCCAGGAUCAAAGAAAUUUCCGUGAAGUCAUGUGCGGGAUUUCAGGGAAUUUUAGUUUGUAGACAAUGCCUCGGAUCAGAGAAGGCUCCAAGAAGCACAGGGUAGAAGCGAGUAAAACCCUGGUCAGCUCGAGACCAGCCUUUUCCAGUCCUCCUCCACUUGUGGUUCUGCCGCUGGAAAAUCCUAAAACUUAACCAGAGCAGCUGGGAGCCCCGCCCCGGAGUCGCGGCGCGCACGGACUCUCGUUGCUGUGGCGACGGAAGCAGUUGGCAGGAGGAUUCAGAACAGGUCUGUGGGACCGGAAACGAGUUGGUUCAGGAACGGGGCGUGGCCUCGGUUACUGUGGCAGCGGCGACGCUUACUCCCGGCCAGAUCCCAGUUUAGACGCCAGGGCUCCUUCCGUCCUUUUCAUGGCACCCAAGAAGGAGAAAGGCGGGGCUGCGAGCACCGCUUCUAAGCUAUGGGAACCUUCCCUCAUCGCUGCACAGUUCAAUCAGAAUGAUUGGAAGGGCUCCAUCGCGUUUGUAGUUGGAAACCAGAUUGAGGACGAUCUUCUCAUCCGAGCGCUCACACUUGCAGUUCAAGUCCCUCAGCGUAAACUCUUCAGUUUGGUAUCAUGGCGAGACAUCCUCCAGCAGAUUGAUGAUACAAAUUCACUUCUUGGAACUACAUCUAAAAAGGCAAAGAACCCCCUAGGCGGUAGUGCUCCCUUAUAUUAUGAGGUGUUACUGGCAGCAAAGGCAAUCCUGGACAGUGGGGAGAAAUUAACCUUACCACUGAUAGGGAAACUCUUGAAAUUUCAGCUUCUCCAGAUUAAAGUUAAGGACCAACAGCGACGGGAAAAUGAAAAGAAGGUGAUUGAAGACAGAUUUAAGAUAGAAAAGGAUAAAGGGAAAGCAAAAUCUCCCAAAGAGAAGAAGCCCACGAGUGCUAAAGUUGCCAAAGGGAAGGGAAAAGAUCAGCCUGAGGCAAACACAACUGUGAAAAAAACCACCCAGUUAAAACGGAGGGGAGAAGAGGAUGACACCAGACUUUACAUUGAUGAUGAGCCAGAUGAUGGUGCCCAACAUUACAUUAUAGUUGCAGGCUUCAACAAUCCUCAGCUAUUAGCAAUUAUGACUGAGCUUGGCAUUCCCAUAAGCAGCGUGAUUAAAAUAUCUUCAGAGGAUUAUGAACCUCUGCAGACACACCUGGCCGCAGUUAGCCAGCAGCAGGAAGUUUCUCUUCAGCCAGAAGAUAUAGAAGCUGAAAAAGUGAAGAAAGAGAAUGCCGUGAAAGAACUUGAAAUUUUCUGGAAGUACUUGGAACCAAUACUGAAUAAUGAGAAGCCUGAAACCAGUCUCUUUGAUGUUGCUCGACUUGAAUACAUGGUCAAGGCACAUGACUUUCCCUCUGACUGGUCAGACAACAAGAUGAUGCUAGAAUUGGGCACCAAUAUUUUUGAAAAUAUUGCCUGUUUGAUGUAUGACUGUCUGGACUGGAAAAGGCAGCACCAGCACUAUUUGGAAAACAUGCAGCUUAUUAAUGUCCCGCAAGUGGCUAAUGAGAAACCUGUCUUAGAAGCAGUGAUGAUUUCUGAGGCUGCACAACCUGUUGCUCCAGUCCCUGGAAAGAAGAAAACACAAAAUGAAGAACUGCAAGCCCCACGACCAGUGGCUUCUGUCAUCACAACUGAAGUAGACAUAAGAUAUUACAAUGAUCUGCUAAAUCCAAUUCCAGAAGAAUUCAUCUCUGUGCCCCUGAUACUGCAUUGUAUGCUGGAACAGGUUGUGGCAACUGAGGAAGACCGAGUCCCACCCAGUCUGGUGGAGCCACCUCCCAGAGCAGAUGGGCUGGACCACAGGAUUGCAGCUCACAUGGUUUCCAUCCUGCCCUCUCUCUGUCUCACAGAGAGGGAGAAAAAGAAUCUCCAGGAGUUCUUCUUAUCUGAAGAAGAAAGUGAAAGCAAAGCAGUGCCCAAAGGCCCCCACCUACUGAACUAUCACGAUGUGCAUGCCCACAAGAGGUACUUACUGAAGGACCAAAAGAAUUUUGACCCGGUUCAAGUUGAGCAGGAGAUGCAGUCCAAGCUACCACUGUGGGAAUUCCUUGAAUUCCCUCUGCCCCCGCCAUGGAAUAGCACUAAGCGUCUCGCUACAAUUCAUGAACUCAUGCACUUCUGUACAAGUGAAGUCUUGAGCUGGAAUGAAGUACAACGAGCCUUCAAAAUGUUUACUUUUGAGAGCCUGAAACUCUCUGAGGUUGAUGAAGAAGGGAAACUGAAGCCUCCUGGGAUGGUGCAUGGGGCAGAUUCUAAUAUGUUCAACAUACCAUGGGACAACCCUGCCAGAUUUGCUAAACAGAUAAGGCAGCAAUACAUGAUGAAAAUGAACACCCAAGAGACCAAACACCAACCAGAUACUGAAAUGAAAGAAAGAGUUUUGUUUGUGGAUCAGAAUUGGUCAGUGUCUGUGCAAGAUGACAAGAUCAAUAAAGAACCUUCAGAUCCUAGUCAGCCUGAUGCUAACAAUAUAAAGCACUCUGACCCAAAUAAUAAAAAAUCCUCAGACUCUGAUACUAAAGAGCUGUCAGAACAGGAUACCAGCUUGAAAACUCAGUUCCAACCUGAGCCUUUGGAAAAGAGCAUGAACAAUGAGAUCAAAGAUGAAGCAGUCAUAAAGGCUGAUCCUCUUGAAAAGAAGCCCAAGAAGAUGACCGUGGAAGCAGAGUUAGAGGACAUAAAGAAAACCCAGCAACGUAGUCUGAUGGACUGGAGUUUAACCGAACAUUUUCAACCGAAAGUUCUGCUUCAGGUUCUUCAAGAAGCCAAUCAGCAGUACAGGUGUAUUGAUUCUUAUUAUCACACCCAAGACAACUCUUUACUUUUAGUCUUUCAUAAUCCAAUGAAUAGGCAACGUCUGCGUUGUGAAUAUUGGAAUAUUGCUCUUCACUCCAAUGUUGGAUUCAGGAAUUAUUUAGAACUUGUUGCUAAAUCCAUUCAAGAUUGGAUCAUAAAAGAAGAAGCUAUAUAUCAGGAAUCUAAAAUGGCCAAGGAAAUCACUAAGACCAACCUUGAACUGGAAUUGAGGUCUUCUGCAGGUAACAAAGAAAUGAGCAAAACAGAGUUAUCAGAUCAAGAAAAAGAGAAGGAAAAGAUUCCUUUCAUUUUAGAAGGCUCUCUCAAGGCAUGGAAAAAAGAACAAGAUCAGUUAGCAGAAGAAGAAUGCUUGAAGGAAGAAAAAAAAGCAGAAAAGAAGAGUAAGGAAUUUGGUAUGAAGAAAGGCCAGGAACAGAUAGAGAAGGAAGAUAGUAGGAUUUUGAAGAAAAAAUCUUCUUCCAAGGAAAAAGCUAAAGAAGAGCAAAUGAAGAUUCCAGAAGUACCGGAGGAGGCCCUCCGGCAACCAGCACCUGAGAUCGUUUAUCCGUUUCAUGGAUACGAUAUGGGAGAUAUACCCAUCCAAAUCUCAGGAACAAGUAAUUAUCUGUAUCCUUCGGAUGGAGGACAGAUUGAAGUAGAAAAGACAAUAUUUGAAAAAGGCCCAACUUUUAUCAAAGUGAAAGUGAAAAAGGACAAGCACAGUUUUAUAAUUCAUUUAAAAGACCCUAAGGAAAUUGUUCAAAAGGAAGAGGAUUAUUCCUCAGAAGAUAAGGAAGAAGAAGGAGAGGAAGGACACAAUCUUGAAAUGGAACAAUCAGCUGCAGAGAAUAAAGCUGUCAGUAAGUUUGGCUCUUUUUCUGCCACCUUGGAAAAUGGAUUCUGCCUCUCAAUAAGUUACUAUGGAUCGAGCGGAAUGGCGCCAGAGGAUAAGGACCCUGAUUUGGAAUCAAUGUUGAAUAUCCCAUCAGCACUUAUUCCAACAGCAAUUCCUGCUAUCGUGACUGUUCCUCAAGGCAAAGGUAAAGCGAAAAUAAAAGGCAAAGAAAAACCCAAAGAAUCCCUGAAAGAGGAGGAGAACCCAAAAGAAGAGGAGAAAAAGGAGGAAGUAGAACCAGAACCUGUUUUACAAGAGACUUAUGUUCCCACCUUCCAUAACCUGAAUGUGUCUUGCCCCAAUGGUCUCCUGGUGACAUUCAUUGGGCAAGAGUCUACAGAUCAAUAUGUUAUGGAUGAAGAACCCACUUGGGACAUCAUAGUCCGACAGAGCUACCCCCAGAGGGUGAAGCACUAUGAGUUCUACAAAACAGUGAUGCCCCCAGUGGAGCAGGAGGCCUCGAGAGUUAUCACCAGUCAAGGCACUGUUGUCAAAUAUAUGUUGGAUGGAUCCUCACAGAUUCUCUUUGCAGAUGGGGCUGUGAGCAACAGUCCUGAUUCAGGUCCUGUGUGUCCUCCUGCUGAAAUGCCAGCAAGCUCUCAUAGCGGAGACCUGAUGGAUACGGUUUCUCUACAGAAAUCAGAAACAGCACCAUCUGAGACUGUCAUCACAAAGAAAGGAAAAAGCCACAAAAAUCAGUCAUCAAUGGCAUAUAAAAAUGAAGUCCAUGAACCUCCCCCAGAGGCAGUUCAAACAAUAACCCCCGUAGAGGUUCAUGUAGGCACCUGGUUUACAACCACACCUGAAGGAAAUCGUAUUGGCACCAAAGGAUUAGAAAGAAUAGCAGGCUUGGCUCCAUUUUUAUCUUUUCAGGCCACAGAUCCUGUCAAUGAAACGGUUAUGACAACCCGAGAAGACAAAGUGACCAUUGUUGAAAAGAAAGAUGGAACUCGGAUAGUGGAUCAUGCUGACGGUACCAGAAUCACAACCUUUUAUCAGGUUUAUGAAGAUCAUAUUACCCCCCCAGAUGAUCAGGAAACAAUUGAAGGUCCUUGGGCUGUCACCAGGCAGGUGAAGUGCAUGCGGAUAGAAAGCUCACACUAUGCCACGGUCAUCACCAACUGCGAGAACAGUAGCUGCUGUGCCACCUUUGGAGAUGGGACAUUUGUUAUCGCCAAGCCACAGGGAACAUAUCAGGUAUUACCUCCAAACACAGGCAGUCUUCAUAUUGAUAGGGAUUGUUCAGCUAUAUAUUGCCAUGAAUCCAGUAGUGACAUAUACCAUCCUUUCCAAAUACGUGAACAGCUGAGAGCUAGCAGGUACAUCAUGAAGCACACAUCAGAGGUUAUCUGUGAGGUCCUGGAUCCUGAGGGAAAUGCCUUUCAGGUCAUGGCUGAUGGUAGUGUAUCAACUAUGCUACCAGAAAACAAUUUGGAAGAUGAUUUAAGUGAAAGAACCGAAGGCUAUGAUAGUUUAUCCUCUAUUCACCUUCAAAAGAAUCAUCUACAAAUCUAUGGUGAACAUGUCCCCAGGUUUUUUGUCAUCCAUGCUGACGGAUCAGGAGUGGAACUUCUUCGAGACAGUGACAUAGAAGAAUACCUCUCCUUGGCAUAUGGAGAUUCAACUACUGUAGUUCUUCAGGAACCAGUACAGGAACAAUCAGGUACCCUGAGCAUCACUGUCCUUCGCCCUUUCCAUGAAGCAUCACCAUGGCUGAUGAAAAAAGAAUUAGGUACAAUUGUUCCUCCUAAUCUUCAGUCAAGGUCAUGGGAGACAUUUCCCCCAGUUGAGAAAAAAACUCUAGGAGCUCCAUUUGGCACUUACAUAUGGAAGGGUCUUGACAUUGGCUCCAAACAGCUAGUGACUGCCCCUGCCCCUAUACUCAGGAACCCCAAGGUGUUACAGAUACGCCAGUUCAUCCAGCACGAGGUCAUAAAGAAUGAGGUGAAAUUGAAGCUGCAGAUUUCCCUUAAGGAUUAUAUAAACCAUAUUCUAAAGAAAGAAGAUGAGCUACAGGAAAUGACAGUUAAAGAUUCCAGAACAGAGGAAGAGAGAGGCAACGCUGCGGAUCUCCUCAAGUUAGUUAUGUCUUUCCCUAAAAUGGAGGAAACUAUGAAAAGUCAUGUUACCGAAGUUGCAGCCCACCUAACCGAUUUAUUCAAUCAGUCUUUUACUACGGCUACAGAAUGUCCACCAGAAAUGUUUGCUACAGAUUUCCGUGAAAAGAAAUGGAGGCACACAGUGACAGCAAAGCGCUGGAAAGAAAAGUUAGAUCAAAAGAGGAAGGAAAUUGAAAAAACACACAAUUAUCUAACGGAAAUUAGGAACAAAGUAAUAUCACCCUACUUCAAAUCUGAAUUGAGCAAGUUAUAUCAGUCACAGUUUAAUUAUGUGGACACCCUUUCUAAAAACCUGCCUCCUUUUAUAAAGAAAGAUAAAGGUGCAAACAAAACAGCUGUUCAGAAUACAGUUGAUCUUCAUCCAGAUUCCCAGCCAAAUGAAGAUUCAGAACAGGAAUCUUCAGAUACCCUUAGUCUGCCAAAAUUGGAGUGUUUUGUGGCUACCAAGGAAUCUGCUAAACAGAACCAAACUGAAAAUGUAACAAAACCUCCAGAAGAACCACAGUCUGUGCCCCUGAAAAUUCCAACCCAGUCAUUGCUGCAGGACGCUGCAGGACAAGCAAGGAAAGAGAAAGUGAAGUUACCUCACUAUUUGCUGAGUUCCAAGCCCAAGUCUCAACCUCUCAUAAAGGUGCAAGAUUCUAUUGGAGGAAGAGUGAAAACAUCCUCUGUUGCAUCUGCUGCCAUUAACAAUGUAAAUUCAUCCCUUUUUGGAUUCCAUCUUCUCCCACCAUCAGUGAAGUUCGGAGUGCUUCAAGAAGGACACACCUAUGCAACCACUGUAAAGCUCAAGAACACUGGAGUUGACUUCUGCAGGUUUAGGGUGAAGCAGCCUCCACCCAGCACAGGACUGAAAGUGACUUACAAACCGGGACCUGUGGCAGCUGGUUUACAGACAGAACUGCAAGUGGAGUUAUUUGCCAUGGCUGUUGGAGAGGAUGGUGCCAAGGGACUGGCAUACAUCUCUCACAAUAUUGAGAUUAUGACUGAGCAUGACGUCCUGUUCUUACCCGUGGAAGCAACAGUUUUAACAAGCAGCAAUUAUGAAGAGAGACCAAAACAUUUCCCCCAAGGGAAAGAAAACCCCAUGGUCCAUAGGACUUCCACAGUUUCUUCCUCGUCACUUGGAGUCUUCAUGUCCCGUAAAGUUUCUCCACAUUAAGGCCAUUUCUUCCCGAUAUAGCUCAACAGCCUCCAUGAUCCUCUCAGCCUACAGAUGACAAAGGACAGAAAUCAUCACAACACAUUCCAUUAUCCCAGAACACUGCAACUGGAAGGCCUGUCUAGAAAAUCACCAAAUGAAAUAGCCUGAAUUGACUUAAUAAAGAUGUACCAGUAGAGUGCCAAACAACAUUUAAAGACGUCCUUGGUUUUUUUUUCUUUUUUUAAUGUAUAAGGAAGAGACUAAAUGUGGAAAUAGGUAAGACUGUAUGUGGACACCUUGAAUAGAGCAGCUCCCGGGAACAUCUGAAUGAUGCUUUCAGGAGAUGAAGCUUGCCUUUCUAGAAACCAGGCACUGAUCAAAAAGAUUCAGCACUAUUCGUGUCCUUGGUUAAGGGAGGGAAGCAGAGGUUAUGAUCUCUGUAAAUUUCAUCAAUUGUUUGCCACAAAAGGGCUAUUGGGUUGAUAAAGACAUGUACCAAAAAGUUGGGAUCCUAUUUAAAAACAAGAUACUACAUCCUUUAUCA
Molecule: messenger RNA, 7570 nt
Organism: Manis pentadactyla (Chinese pangolin)
Lineage: Eukaryota; Metazoa; Chordata; Mammalia; Pholidota; Manidae
Gene: SPAG17
Product: sperm associated antigen 17
Exons: 49
Coding region: 442-7044 (2200 amino acids)
Biological process (GO): axonemal central apparatus assembly; epithelial cilium movement involved in extracellular fluid movement
Cellular component (GO): axonemal central apparatus
Source: RefSeq, a predicted model, not a curated record